AUGGCGGUUUUUGGAUUGCAAUCCUCGAAUACCAACGAUGAAAUUUCACGCUAUCAAGUUGGUCGUUAUGUGAACUGUAAUGAAGCGAUUUGGCGUAUAUUCGCAUUUCCCAUUCACGAACGUCAUCCUACUGUUAUACAUUUGGCGGUGCAUCUAGAGAAUGGUCAACGAGUAUAUUUCACGGCUUCGAAUGCUACGCAACGUGCUGAAACACCUCCAGCAACUACAUUGACCAGUUUUUUUGCAAUCUGCCAAAGCGAUCAGUUUGCACGAACUUUGCUUUACUCGGAGAUGCCACGUUAUUAUACUUGGAAUGCUUCAUCCAAGAAUUUUCAAAGACGGAAGCAAGGUGAUGCGGUUUCUGGGUAUCCAGAUGUGCGUUCUACUGAUGCUCUUGGUCGUAUGUAUACAGUUCAUCCAAAGAAUGAUGAAUGUUUCUAUUUGCGGUUGUUGCUGGUAAAUGUGCGUGGGCCAACUUCAUUUGAGACACUACGAACUGUUAAUGGUGUAAUAUUCCCAACAUAUCGUGCUGCAUGUGAAGAAUUGAACUUAUUAGAAAACGAUACCCAUUGGGAUACGACAAUCGCUGAAGCCAUUAUCUCUGCAUCUCCAAGUCAGAUACGCACAUUAUUCGCUAUCAUAAUUUCGACAUGUUUUCCAUCAAACCCAUGUAACCUGUGGCACAAAUACAAGGAUAGUAUGUCAGAAGAUAUUUUACAUCAAAGUCGUGUCAGUUCCAGAAAUCACGAUAUUGAGAUGAAUGAGGAGAUACAUAAUCGUGCUUUACUCUUGAUCGAAGAUAUGUGUUACCUCAUGUGCGGUAAUUUAUUAAUCGGGUUAGGAAUGCCAGCGCCAAAUCGUGAAAUGAAUGACGCAUUUAAUCGAGAAUUGGAACGGGAACGUGAAUAUGAUCACCAGGAAUUAGAUUUAGUAGUUCAAAGGAAUGUACCCUUGUUGAAUUACCAACAAAAGGAAGUUUAUGAUACUUUAAUGAAGGCAAUCGCUGAUGAAAAUGGUGGUUUAUAUUUCCUAGAUGCCCCUGGUGGAACUGGCAAGACAUUCCUUAUGUCAUUAGUUUUAGCAACUGUUCGGGCGAGAUCCAACAUAGCGGUUGCAGUUGCUUCUUCUGGAAUAGCAGCCACAUUGUUAGAAGGAUGCCGUAAGGCUCAUUCAGCAUUCAAAUUACCGUUAAAUCUUCAAACUAUUGAAGAACCAAUGUGUAAUAUUGCAAAACACUCAGCAAUGGCCAAAGUUUUAGCGACAUCGAAAAUCAUCAUCUGGGACGAAUGCACAAUGGCGCAUAAACGUGCAUUAGAAGCACUUAACCGAACAUUAAAAGAUUUACGCAAUGACUCGAGAUGUUUUGGAGGAGCAAUGAUUUUACUGUCUGGCGAUUUCCGCCAAAUACUGCCAGUAAUUCCAAGAUCUACGGCUGCCGACGAAAUAAACGCUUGCCUCAAAUCGUCAAGUCUAUGGCGCUAUGUGAAGAAACUGCAGCUGACAACAAACAUGAGAGUUACAUUGCUUAAAGAUACAUCUGCUGAAGAUUUCUCGGAGCAAUUGCUGACUAUCGGUAAUGGUCAAGUACCUGUCGAUGAAUCGAGCGGAUUAAUAUCAUUUCCAAAUAAUUUCUGUAAUUUUGUCUCAUCAAAAGACGAACUUAUCAACAAUGUAUUUCCAAAUAUUAUUUCUAACUACAAAAAUAAUGAAUGGUUGAGUGAGCGAGCAAUUUUAGCGGCUAAGAAUAAAGAUGUAGAUGACCUGAACUACAUAAUUCAAAAUAAGAUCAUUGGAACAAUGCAUUCAUUCAAAUCUAUUGACUGCGUCACAAAUGAAGCUGAAGCCACCAACUAUCCAAUUGAAUUUUUAAACUCUUUGGACGUGCCUGGCUUACCACCGCACAAUUUACGCCUAAAGGUUGGCUCCGUAGUAAUCAUGCUUCGAAACAUAAACCAACCAAAACUGUGCAACGGUACGCGUUUGGUGGUUAGUAAAUUGAUGAACAAUGUAAUUUACGCUACGAUAAUGAUAGGAAAAUUCAAAGGUUUCUACAAUGGUCUGCAAUCAGCAGUUGACUGA
This is a messenger RNA of Zeugodacus cucurbitae (melon fly), 2079 nucleotides long. RefSeq lists its product as uncharacterized. The transcript is spliced from 2 exons. The record is from RefSeq and is a predicted model, not a curated record. Gene Ontology annotation, molecular function: DNA helicase activity. Gene Ontology annotation, biological process: telomere maintenance; DNA repair. The coding region runs from base 1 to 2079 and encodes 692 amino acids. NCBI's taxonomy places the organism in Eukaryota, Metazoa, Arthropoda, Insecta, Diptera, Tephritidae.